GUCCUUCACCUUAACCUCAACUCUCAAAAGUACCAAAACCGACUGGUGUGACCCUCCAUUUUGGUGGCUUUUGGUACAGGCUACAAAAUGCCAAGCCCAACAUGCCCCUUUCCCAUGGUGUGGGUAUGGGAAUGGCUAUGCUUUUAUCUCCUUUGAAACCACUGGCCUUCUCCUCCUCUGCAUUCUCUCAGGACCCAUCAACAUCAUCAUCAUAUCGACCUGCUGUUGUUCUUCCAGGUUUGGGGAACAAUUCAGCUGACUACCAGAAGUUGGAGCUUACUUUGAGUGAGUAUGGAGUGGCCACAGUAGUUGCUAAGGUGUCAAGACUUGAUUGGCUGAGGAAUGCCGCCGGUUUGGUUGACCCAAAUUACUGGCGGGGAACUCUCAGUCCUCGCCCUGUACUAGAUUGGUAUUUGAAGAGGGUGGAUGAGGCCGUACAAGAGGCAAAGGAGCUGGCACAAGGUGGGAAAUUAUCCCUGAUUGGACACUCAGCAGGAGGAUGGCUUGCACGUCUCUACAUUGAAGAAAUUGGGAUGUCCGAUAUAUCCUUGUUGUUGACUCUUGGAACCCCCCACCUGCCACCACCAAAAGGUGUGUCGGGGGUUAUUGAUCAAACAAGAGGUCUCCUGGAUUACGUUGAUAAGAAUUGCUCAAAAGCUGUUUACACUCCUGAAGUGAAAUAUGUAUGUAUAGCAGGGAGGUAUCUCCAAGGUGCUCGUUUGUUUGGGAACUCAAAUGAAAGUAUUGAUUCUGCACUUCCAAUAGCGAGUGUAGAACCUUCAUCAGAGGUUGCUGUCAUAAAUGAUAUGAGCACUUCAACAUCAACCACAACCACCUUGCGUGCUCGCUUUGUCGGGCAAGGGUACAAGCAGGUUUGUGGGCAGGCAGAUGUUUGGGGAGAUGGGGUUGUGCCAGAAGUAUCAGCCCAUCUUGAGGGUGCACUCAAUAUUAGCUUAGAUGGUGUUUACCACUCACCAGUUGGUUCAGAUGAUAUCUUGAGACCAUGGUAUGGGUCUCCUGCUAUUGUAGAGCAAUGGAUACAUCACCUCCUAACCUAAUGAUUUCCAACCUCUAAGGUACUGUAAAGAAAAGAAUAAUUUAUUCGAUGCCAUAGUAAUUUGUCAACUGCCCAUUCACAAGAAUUUUUUUUUUUUCAUGUCGUGCCAAGUUAUAAACUGUAAUCUUUUUCGAAUAUUUUGCAUUCUUCUAGUUCUUUGUUUGUAAUUAAUUAUAAUUUUAUUUGACUUGGACAAGCAGAGGAACUCAUAAUACUGUUGGAAGAUGUAUUGAUCAUGCAAUUUGACUUGAAACCUGUUCUUUC
Molecule: messenger RNA, 1321 nt
Organism: Prunus persica (peach)
Lineage: Eukaryota; Viridiplantae; Streptophyta; Magnoliopsida; Rosales; Rosaceae
Exons: 7
Coding region: 102-1058 (318 amino acids)
Cellular component (GO): chloroplast
Source: RefSeq, a predicted model, not a curated record